AUGCGCAAAUGGAUACUGACAUGGAUCCUGCCAAGUUUGCUCUACAGAUCAUGCUUCCACAUUAUCUGUCUAGUGGGCACUAUAUCUUUAGCUUGCAAUGACAUGACUCCAGAGCAAAUGGCUACAAAUGUGAACUGUUCCAGCCCCGAGCGACAUACAAGAAGUUAUGAUUACAUGGAAGGAGGAGAUAUAAGAGUGAGAAGACUCUUCUGUCGAACACAGUGGUAUCUGAGGAUUGAUAAACGAGGCAAAGUCAAAGGGACUCAAGAGAUGAAGAAUAAUUACAACAUCAUGGAAAUCAGGACAGUGGCUGUUGGAAUUGUAGCAAUCAAAGGAGUGGAAAGUGAAUAUUACCUUGCAAUGAACAAGGAAGGAAAACUCUAUGCAAAGAAAGAAUGUAACGAAGACUGCAACUUCAAAGAAUUAAUUCUGGAAAAUCAUUACAACACAUAUGCAUCAGCUAAAUGGACACACAGUGGAGGAGAAAUGUUUGUUGCCUUAAAUCAAAAGGGGGUUCCAGUAAGAGGGAAAAAAACGAAGAAAGAACAAAAAACAGCCCACUUUCUUCCUAUGGCAAUAACCUAAUCAUAUAUGGCAUAUAAGAAACCAGUUCCAGCAGGGAGAUUUCUUUAAGUGGACUGUUUUCUUUUUUUAUCUUUUCUUUUCUCUUUUUAAAACUAACCAAGAAAGGCUGGAAAACUACUGAAAAACUGAUCAAGCUG
Molecule: messenger RNA, 722 nt
Organism: Budorcas taxicolor (takin)
Lineage: Eukaryota; Metazoa; Chordata; Mammalia; Artiodactyla; Bovidae
Gene: FGF7
Product: fibroblast growth factor 7
Exons: 3
Coding region: 1-585 (194 amino acids)
Biological process (GO): fibroblast growth factor receptor signaling pathway; positive regulation of DNA-templated transcription; positive chemotaxis
Cellular component (GO): cytoplasm
Molecular function (GO): type 2 fibroblast growth factor receptor binding; growth factor activity
Source: RefSeq, a predicted model, not a curated record